Molecule: messenger RNA, 2039 nt
Organism: Solanum verrucosum
Lineage: Eukaryota; Viridiplantae; Streptophyta; Magnoliopsida; Solanales; Solanaceae
Product: mitogen-activated protein kinase kinase kinase 5-like
Exons: 10
Coding region: 24-1922 (632 amino acids)
Biological process (GO): protein phosphorylation
Molecular function (GO): protein kinase activity; ATP binding
Source: RefSeq, a predicted model, not a curated record
AAUUUCUGGCUGUGUCACGUCAAAUGCAUGCAAUGCAUUGGUGGCCGAGCUUCUCAUCUUCCACCCGUGCCUCUACCUCCGACAGAAAGGUUCAUUCCGAUGAUAGCGUGAUCGUCACGCGCGGGGGCGUUGGUUCCGUCCUGAAAUCAGCUCUCUUCGGCACCCGUAGCCGUAUACGCCAAAUAUCCCGUAAGAAGAAGAAGCCCCAACACCGUGGUGGGGACCACAAUGUCGACGUCGGAGAUGACUGGCAUUCUCAGUAUUCGUAUGAAAGUUCUCCACCGGAGGGACGUCCGCCGCCGCAACCCCUUCCUUUGCCGGAAUUACACGUGAUGCUCCGUCAACAUCCUAAUUUGGUUCAAGCCCCCAGCGUCCCACUUCCUUCGCCUAGGGAAGGAAUUUCGCAUCAUAAAGCUGGAGAGGAAACAGAAAGAGAAAGGAUGGAUGCUUUCAAUGGCGGAGCAACACGAGAGGGCAGAUUAUUAAACCAAGAUGCUCGAAAGAGAACAGAGCACUCAGCAACUCCAUUGUCCAGGAAGAUGCCACCUCGGAUGCUGCUUGUCCCAGAAAGAAUCCCUCCUGACUUUUGGACUAGUGCUCCAACUAGUCCUUAUGCAAGUCCUUCACAUAGCCAACUGAAAAGUGGUGAUCAUACAACGAGUCCUCUUUUCGUCACACCUCCUAGUGUUUUUCAAGUUUGGUCUGCCCCUGAAAUGCCUCCUUCAGAUGCCCCUCAUGGUUUAGGCUUCUCUUAUAAUCAUGCUUUUAGUGUUGAUAACUCUCCUCUUCACAGUCCAAAAUUAAGUCCUCAGAGAAGAUCCAGGAGUCCAAGUGGACCUACUUCACCUUUACAUCAUCCACUACCAAAUGAUCAGUGCCCAAUGGCGCGUCGUGAGAAUUGCGCUCAAGGCAAUGUCCAUCCUUUACCCCUUCCUCCUCUAGCUACCCCUCCCGUUUCACCACCUACCCCUAAAGCAGAUAUAUCACCUAUUAAAGGACAGUGGAAAAAAGGAAAGCUUAUUGGACGUGGGACAUUUGGAAGUGUUUACGUAGCAUCAAACAGAGAGACAGGAGCUUUAUGUGCAUUGAAAGAAGUUGAAUUAUUACCAGAUGACCCAAAAUCUGCUGAGUCUAUAAGGCAGCUAGAACAGGAAAUCAACGUUCUCAGCCAGCUCAAGCACCCAAACAUUGUCCAGUAUUAUGGCAGUGAAAUAGUUGAUGACCGGUUUUACAUUUAUCUAGAAUAUGUUCAUCCUGGUUCUAUCAAUAAAUUUAUCCAAGACCAUUGUGGGGAAAUUACAGAAUCUAUUGUGAGGAAUUUCACUCGCCAUAUUCUUUGCGGGUUAGCUUACUUGCACAGUAAAAAGACCAUUCACAGGGACAUUAAAGGGGCAAAUUUGCUUGUUGAUGCAUAUGGGGUUGUCAAGCUUGCAGACUUUGGGAUGGCUAAGCAUCUAAACGGGCACUCAGCUAAUCUCUCUUUAAAAGGAAGUCCAUAUUGGAUGGCUCCUGAGCUUUUGCACUCUGUUAUGCAGAGAGAUAAUAGUAGCGAUCUUGCCUUAGCUAUUGAUAUAUGGAGUUUGGGUUGUACUAUAAUUGAGAUGCUGAAUGGCAAACCUCCUUGGAGUGAAUAUGAAGCUGCUGCAGCAAUGUUCAAGGUUCUAAAAGAUACCCCACCAAUACCUGAAACAUUAUCACUAGAAGGGAAAGAUUUUUUGCAUUGUUGUUUCCGUAGAAAUCCAGCAGAGAGGCCAUCAGCUAGCAUGUUGCUAGAACAUCCAUUUGUUAGAAUGUCGCAUCAGCCAGAAGUUCCUUCUUUUGUCCAGCAACUUGACGGGAUAAGACUAACAGAAAAGUUGCAUUCUCAAAGAGAGCAGCUAAGUUAUAAACUUGAUGUGGUGCAUGUAUCAUUAGAAAGAUAGCACUCGGAAAGAUCUGGCAAAGAAGUACAAAUUGUGAUCUAAAGAAUGGAGUCCUCAAAUGGGCAAAUUCACUUUAAUGUCUGCCUGCCCCUAAGCUUUAUGCCUACACGACAGCAA